Lethenteron reissneri (Far Eastern brook lamprey) is the source of this 4933-nucleotide messenger RNA. Its product is annotated as glycoprotein endo-alpha-1,2-mannosidase-like protein. Gene Ontology annotation, molecular function: alpha-mannosidase activity. The record is from RefSeq and is a predicted model, not a curated record. NCBI's taxonomy places the organism in Eukaryota, Metazoa, Chordata, Hyperoartia, Petromyzontiformes, Petromyzontidae.
UCCGCCCCUCAGGCGACUGCAUCGGCCCCGUCCGACCGCCGCCUCGGGCGAGGAGCCACCGCGAUGGUGAGGCUCCGCAGAAAGUGGCUGGCGCUGGUGGUCUUCGUCGUCUUCGUCGUGGGCGUCAUGAUGGGCCUCGGGGCCGUGUCGCGACGGGCCGACGACGACGAGGACGGAGGCGGCGGUGGCGGUGGUGGCGGCGGCUCCUUGUGGGAGUUCAUGCCUCGACCCCGAGCCGUUGUCGGAGGCGACCCCCUCGCCGCUCCCGCUCGGCCGGCUCCCGCGUCGCCUCAGCCGGCGGGGCCGCCGCGCAAGACCGAGGCUUCUGACGGCGACCAGGCCGCAUCUACGGGACUCGUCAAGGGGGACGGCGCGAAUGGCAGCAGCAACAACAACGACAACAACGACGACGGAGACGUGAACUACGACGUGCACAUCUUCUACUACGCCUGGUUCGGCAACCCGCGCUUCGACGGCCGCUACGUGCACUGGAACCACGCGCUGCUGCGCCACUGGGACGCGAAGGUGGCGGCCGCUUGGCCCACGGGGUCCCACGAGCCGCCGGGAGACGUCGCCGCCUCCUUCUACCCCGAGCUGGGCCCCUACUCGUCCCGCGACCCCGCCGCCGUGCACGGGCACAUGCGGCAGCUGCGACACGCCGCCGUCGGCGUGCUCGUGCUCUCGUGGUACCCCCCCGGCAGGAAGGACGACAACGGAGACCCCGUGGACGACCUCGUGCCGAUGCUGCUGGACGCCGCUCACCGCCACGCGCUCAAGGUGACGUUUCACAUCGAGCCGUACAAGAACAGGGACGAGCGGUCGGUCCGCAACGAUGUCAAGUACAUCAUCGACAGGUACGGCAGCCACCCGGCGUUCCACCGCUACCGCACGAGCUCCGGGCAGGCGCUGCCGCUGCUCUACGUCUACGACUCGUACCUGACGGCGCCCGACGCCUGGGCCGAGAUCCUCACCCCGGGGGGCGCGCAGAGCGUGAGGGGCACGCAGUACGACGCCGUCUUCCUGGCACUGGUGGUGGAGCAGCGCCACCUGGGUGAGAUCGCCCGCGCCGGCUUCGACGGCCUCUACACCUACUUCGCCACCAACGGCUUCUCGUUCGGCUCGUCGCACCACAACUGGCGCUCGCUCAAGGCGUUCUGCGACGCCAACGGCCUCCUCUUCGUGCCCAGCGUGGGGCCCGGCUACGCCGACGCCAGCGUGCGGCCCUGGAACCAGCAGAACGCUCGCGGGCGAGUCCACGGCAGGUACUACGAGGCCGCGUUCCGCGCCGCCCUGCUCACGCGCCCGGAGAUCAUCUCCAUCACCUCCUUCAACGAGUGGCACGAGGGCACGCAGAUCGAGACGGCCAUCCCCCGCAAGGGGAGGGGCCGCGACGGGGGGGCCGCGGGGGCGGGGGCUGGGGGGGGCGCCCCCUACCUCGACUACCUGCCGGGGGCCCCCGACAUGUACCUGUCGCUCACCAGGAAGUGGGCCAUGAGGCUGAGGAAGGAGAAGCAGCAGUGGCUCAUGUGAUGGGCGGCGCGGGGGGGGGUUACGGAGGUGAGCGUGUGGGAGGGCGAGUGAGAGAGAGAGACGGAGAGAGGGUGGGGAGAGUGUAGCGGAGAGAGAGUGUGAAUGAGCGAGAGACACAGACUGCUGAGCGGUGGAGAGAGUGUGGCGGAGAGAGAGUGUGAAUGAGCGAGAGACGCAGACUGCUGAGCGAUGGAGAGAGUGUGGCGGAGAGAGAGUGUGAAUGAGCGAGAGACGCAGACUGCUGAGCGAUGGAGAGAGUGGUGGAGAGAGCAGGCAGAGUGUGAAUGAGAGAGGGGAGAGUGAAUGAGAGGGAGUGAUGAGCGAUGUCGAGAGUGGAGAAUGUGAAUGACAGUGUGGGGAGUGAGAGAGAGAGAGACGGAGAGAGGGUGCGGAGAGAGCGGAGAGAGAGUGUGAAUGAGAGAGAGACACAGACUGCUGAGCGAUGGAGAGAGUGGUGGAGAGAGCAGGCAGAGUGUGAAUGGGAGGGGAGAGUGAAUGAGAGGGAGUGAUGAGCAAUGGAGAGAGUGGGGAAUGUGAAUGACAGAGUGUGGGAAGAGGGUGGAGAGUGCAGUGUGUGUGUGUGUGUCGGAUAGUGUAUUUAUUUAGAUGAAUACGUGCGAGAGAACAUCUCCGUGUGUAACACUGUGGGUGUAGUGACUGUGAGGGGUUGUUGGUGUGUGUAGCAGUGUGUGUGGAGCAGCUUUUGUUCGGCCAGAUCGAGGGGGCUAAACGGGCGCGGCACGGGCUGGAGAAGAGAUGGAGUGAUGUGGUACAGGAGGAUGUGGAGCUGAGUGUACUUGCCGAUGACUGGUACCAGCGGUGUCAAGAUCGGCCUCUGUGGAGGAGGCUCGUGAAGGAUGCUACUGGGCAUUUGGAGGCAGUCGCCCUCCAACAACAACGGAGGGCGGAGGAGCGACGCUCACAACAACAAGCGGAGCGCCGGGUGGCUAAAGCACAGCAAGUUGGUACAGUAGGGGGCACAGGUGGUGCAUCAGCCAGUCAUCUCGGUCAGUCGACCCGUGGCACCUGGGUCUGCCCCGUGACCUCCUGCCAGCGGGCGUUCGACACUUCACGUGGCCUCAAGGUGCACUUGGCCUGGCACAAGCGUCGUGGUGACGUCACCGCCACUUAGUGGCGAAUGGCGGUUGUUGUUGUUGUGGAGCAGCAUUACCGUAUGGCAACCACCAGCCACCACAGCCUGAUCGACCGGUAACCACUACCACCACAGUGUUACCGACCACUAGCAAAGAGGUGGAGGUUGUUUUUGGCAGAUGACGUGCGGUGUGGUGUGUGUGUGUCUAUGUAUAUGUAGAGGAGCGGUGGCGCAGUUGUUGGCGCACUGCGCUACGAAGACCAGUGAGCCGAGUUCGAUUCCCAGCCAGGGCUAACAUCAGUGGGCGAGCGAGAUUCUAAAGCGGUGUGCCUGCGGCCCCUCCCCUUGAUUGUGUGUGGAUCUUCGGCACCGGGGAGACAAAGGCAGUCGGGCGUGGCACAGGCCACAACGCCCCAUCGUACAGGGGGGGAAAUCGCGGUGGCUAGGAGAUGUUAGCUCCCUCGCCUGGUAUACAGGAGUUCGUGGGUUCCAUCCCGACCCUUACCUGCUGUAUAUUACAGGUAGGAACAGCAGGUUCCACACUGCCCACCGAGGAUUAUUUGUUUGUCUGUCUGUCGUGCAUAGCCACGCCCUCGAUUUGUAUUUAAUAGAGCGCUUCGGGCGGACUCAGCACCACGUGACGCGUCGCCCCACGCAGCUUGCGUCACGUGACGCGGAUCGCACGAAUGCGCCGUCCAACCAAGUUCCUACCUGCCCACUCCGAAGGAACGCGUUUGGGGUUUGCGUGUCUCUCCGUGGUCACGUGGAUUUUUCUCCGGCGCCCUCCAGUUCUUCCCUUCGGCAUUUCGAAUCGACGUCGCGCGUUUCGAGAAUAUUGCUGCUGCUAUAAAUGUCCAUGCGAUGAUGACGACGAUGACGAUGAUGAUCCCAGAUUUUAAGCUUUCGUGACUGCAAGGAAUUCAUACUCUUAUUUUUUUCGUGACUUUACCGAAAAAACUAGGAGUAUGGAUGAUGAUCCCGCUUCGUUGGAGCAAUCAUUUGUGAUGACCCGGUCGUUUCUGAAAAAGAGCUAGGGAGCAGCUCAUUGGGCCUUACCCAGUAAAAUGAAAAAAAUUAGUUGUCUUUUUAGUUUGUAUGGGUGCAUACUCUUUGAUUCUUUCGGUAAAGUCACGUAGGGUAUAAAAUAAAUGAAAUCGCGACGUUUCGGGCGCAACACAAGCGUCCGUCAUCAGGUGGGACAACCACAGCAAGAAACAAUUGCUAAAGUGUGUCUGGGUGCGUCGCUCCGGGCCUUAAUAGGGGCUCGCUAACGGCACUUUCCCCAACCGCCUGUGUGGGCUACACGGCCGCGGCAGGGAAUCGAACUCUUCCCGGGUGCGAGCGAGCGAGCGUGCGUGCGUCUCUGUUCGUGCACGUCAACACCAGAAGAAUUUUUUUAUAAAUGAGUGAGUGCGAGACUCUGCGGUGGUGGUGUGUUCCGUGUGUUAAUAUAGAGUGUUCAUAGAGAGUGUUAAUAGAGAGUGUUGGAGUGUGCUUGAGUUGCUGCCUGUUGGCCGAGUUUAACUCGGACAAUUCUGGAACUGGAAUCUUGAGUUUUCGGGAGGAAGGAAUUGAUUUCUAACCGUGACGUGGUACCGGUUUGGUGUUGAACUUCAUUGUGAUUCACCGCAAAGUUUUGAUAACAGUGCUAGGCUGACUGAGAAAUAAUUGCGUGUUUGGUGUACAGUGGUAAAAUAAGGUGGUCCUACCACUCGCUCGUCCACGCACUCAUUCAUCCACUCACUGAUCCACUCACUCAUUCAUCCACUCAUUCAUCCACUCACUCAUUCAUCCACUCACUCAUCCACUCAUUCACUAAUCCACUUUGUCACUCAUCCACGCACUCACACAUUCACUCACUCAUUCAUCCACUCACUCACUCAUCCACUCACUCAUCCACUCACUCACUAAUCCACUUUGUCACACAUCCACGCACUCACACAUUCACUCACUCAUUCAUCCACUCACUCAUUCAUCCACUCACUCAUCCACUCACUCAUCCACUCACUCACUAAUCCACUUUGUCACUCAUCCACGCACUCACACAUUCACUCACUCAUCUACCCUCACACAUUCACUCACUCCAGUCACUCAUCCACUCACUCACCCACUUCCCCUUUGACUCAAUUACUCACUCGCCCACCCAUUCAAUUACUUACCCAUCCACUCAUUCAUUAAUUUACCGAGCCACUCACCCACACAUUCACCCACGCAUUCACAAACUCGCCCACUAAAUAACUCGCUCACCCAUUAAUUUAUUUCAUUAGUCACCCACCCGCUCGCCCACCCACUCGCCCACCCACACACGGA